CAAGAACUCUGGUUGUAAACAAAUCGUCAGCCGGGUUCAAGGGCCAAUGUAUUUCGGUCUAGCAUGACCUGGUUAUCUCACAUACGUCAUGCCAGCAAGAUCACACACUCCAGAUGGCAAGCCGUGAGCACCCAGCUGAGAAAAUUCUCAUUAUCAAAUCAGAUCCAUUCUGAAGUUCGUGUACGGUUUGCUCCAAGUCCAACAGGACAUCUCCACUUAGGUGGAUUACGAACAGCUCUCUAUAACUUCCUUUUUGCGAAAUCUAAUAAUGGGAAGUUCAUAUUGAGGAUUGAGGAUACAGAUCAAGCCCGCCUAGUUCCUCAAGCUGCAAGAAAGCUUGAAGAUAUUUUGAAUUGGUCCAACAUUCCUCCUGAUGAAUCUCCAUUACUUUCUGGUCCACGAGGACCUUAUGUGCAGUCAGAACGCAUAGAAUUGUACCAGAAACACAUACAAACUCUUCUUGAGAAUGGAUCUGCUUAUAAAUGUUUCUGUACGGAUACGAGACUGGACUUACUGCGGAAAGAUGCUCUCAGGCGACGAGAAACUCCCAAGUAUGACAACAGGUGUAGGUCUCUUUCUUUUGCUAAGAUUGAAGAAUUUGAGAAGCAAGGAAGGGCACAUUGUAUAAGAUUUAAGUUGGAGGACAUAACUGAGCCUUUCAACGACUUGGUCUAUGGACCAAUUUUAUAUAAUGUGGCUCAGCAGGAAGGGGACCCUGUAUUACUCAAGUCAGAUGGAUUUCCCACCUACCACUUUGCUAAUGUUGUGGAUGAUCAUCUAAUGGAGGUUACGCAUGUGCUGCGGGGUGUGGAGUGGCAGAUAUCAACACCCAAACAUCUGCUUCUGUAUAAAGCAUUUGGCUGGGAGCCCCCACAGUUUGGACACCUUCCCCUGAUCAAGAACAGGGAUGGCACAAAGCUCUCCAAGAGACAGGGCGAUCUACACAUUGAGCGGCUCCGUGCACAGGGGUAUUCUCCUGAAGCCAUCAUCAAUUUUGUGACUGAUAUUGGUGGGGGUUUUGAGGACAGGGACCAAUGCAUACUGAUGACUGUGGAGGAACUGACUGAGAGGUUCUGCUUGUCUAGGGUGACAACUAAUUCUUGUCGACUUGAUAUGGAGAAAAUUAAUUGGUUCAAUCAGAUGGACCUUCAGAGACGACUACAGAUUGCAGGAGAACGAGAUCUCUUAGUAGACGAACUGCGGCAUCUUGUACAAACCACUUAUGGAAUAAGUCAUAGGUGUUGUGCUACCCAAGAGAGUGUCCUCACCACAGAAUAUCUAACAAGUGUUUUGGUUUGGGGUCAGCAGAGAAUUACAAGACUUGAUGAUCUUACUGCCCCAGAGUUCACAUAUAUUUGGGUCAUUCCAGAGGAGCUUCCACUUGACCAGCUGCCGGAGAUGGCGUGCAGUCAUGCUGAUGUUUUGCAGUAUUUUCUAGAGACUAUUGUUGUCAUGCCACCUGAAAAAUUUACAAAAGAGCAGAUCCCAAAGUAUGUAAAAUUGGUGGCAAAGUGGUUCUCGCUGAAAACUCCAGUUCUGAUGAAGCUGUUGAGGAUGGCCAUCAGUGGUCAAAAGGAAGGACCACCUGUUGGAGAGAUGCUAUCUAUCUUGGGGAAGGAGACGACUAUAGAGAGGCUUAAACAUGCCUAUGCAUUACUUGACAAGAGAUAACUGUGUAUCCUUGGAACACAUAUAGUUCUAGUGUUGUGUAUAGUAAAAGAUUUUAUUGGAAA
Molecule: messenger RNA, 1733 nt
Organism: Penaeus vannamei (Pacific white shrimp)
Lineage: Eukaryota; Metazoa; Arthropoda; Malacostraca; Decapoda; Penaeidae
Gene: GluRS-m
Product: putative glutamate--tRNA ligase, mitochondrial
Biological process (GO): glutamyl-tRNA aminoacylation
Cellular component (GO): mitochondrion
Molecular function (GO): ATP binding; tRNA binding; glutamate-tRNA ligase activity
Source: RefSeq, a predicted model, not a curated record